Salarias fasciatus (jewelled blenny) is the source of this 1665-nucleotide messenger RNA. Its product is annotated as solute carrier family 22 member 4-like. Gene Ontology annotation, molecular function: transmembrane transporter activity. Gene Ontology annotation, cellular component: membrane. Bases 1 to 1665 code for a protein of 554 amino acids. Gene Ontology annotation, biological process: transmembrane transport. Lineage: Eukaryota; Metazoa; Chordata; Actinopteri; Blenniiformes; Blenniidae. The record is from RefSeq and is a predicted model, not a curated record. The transcript is spliced from 10 exons.
AUGGCAGGUGAAAAUAGGGACUAUGACACCAUCACAUCUUUUCUGGGGUCCUGGGGACCCUUCCAACGAAGGAUCUUUUUUGCCUUGGCCAUCAGCAUCCUCCCAAAUGGAUUUGCUGGAAUUUAUAUAGUAUUUGUCGGAGACACUCCGUCUCAUGAAUGCUAUAUUCCUGAAAACUACAACAUCAGUGAGAUGUGGAGAAACGUUACGAUUCCAAUGGAAAAAGUCAACGGUGUUGCACAGCGCAGCUCCUGCUGGAGGCUGAACCUGGAGAUUGUGCAAAGUUUCUCUCAAAACAACUCCAUUCCAAAUGUCGAUGUAAAUGUGAGUGAUAUUCCUCAGGAGCGCUGUCUCAAUGGCUGGAAAUACAGCAAAGAAAUCUACCAGUCAACUAUUGUAACAGAGUGGGACUUGGUGUGUGACGAUGCAUACAAACUUCCACUGUCCACAUCCAUUCAUUACUUUGGCGUGCUGUUUGGAACGUUGAUCUCAGGCCAGUUGUCAGACAGGUUCGGGAGGAAGCCAAUACUCUUCAUCAUGAUGAUUCUUCAGACUGUUGCUCUCACAGCACAGAUAUUCUCCCCCAGCUGGGAGAUCUUCUGCUUCAUCUUCUUCUUUGUGGGUGGUGGGGGAUACUCCAAUGUUAUUGUAGCAUUUGUGCUCGGGUCAGAGAUUCUCAGCUCCAAAACGAGGGUGUUUUUCUGCUCUCUUGGAGUCUUUAUGAGCUCGGCCGUGGGGUACAUGGCUUUGCCUGCAGUGGCCUUCUUCCUUCGUGAAUGGCGGUUGUUACUGAUUCCCAUGGCUGCUUCAGGCUUGAUCUACAUCCCUCUGUGGUGGUUGAUCCCAGAGUCUCCUCGAUGGCUGUUUUCUCAGGGGAAGGUGGAGGAAGCAGAGGCCAUCCUGAAAGAAGCCGCCAAGAUGAAUAAAGUAGAGGCCCCGCUGGAUAUUUUCACUAAAGCUGAGAUUGAAGAUGCAAUGAUCAGAAAAGAGGAGAAAUUCAACAUACUUGUCAUUCUGAAAUCCUGCAAUGUUCUCUCCAUGACAUUAUUGUGUUCACUUCUGUGGUUCAUCACCACCAGCAGUUACUAUGCUUUAGCUUUCAACACUUCAAAUUUGCAUGGUGACCCUUACCUGAACUGCUUCAUAUCAGCUGUCAUAGAAGUGCCAGCUUACUUAAUUGCCCUAAUUUUGCUCCAGUACUGCUCCAGGCACUUCUGUCAGUCCUCUACACUCCUGCUCGGAGGCAUUAUGAUCUUCUGCGUGAACCUCAUUCCAAUAGGUUCACCUGGCGUGGCUGUUUUUCUGGAGAUGUUGGGAAAGUUUGGCAUCACAGCAGCUUUCUGCGUCAUGUUCUCUGUCACAUCGGACCUCUUCCCCACUGUCCUCAGAAAUACAGCCAUGGGAUGUUGCUCCAUGUCUGCUCGCAUCGGCACCAUCAUCUCCCCCUUUAUCAUUUACCUGGGACAAUACUACAAAGCACUUCCUUACAUACUCAUGGGGAUAUUGACCAUUAUCGGGGCGAUUUCUUGCCUGUUGCUGCCUGAAACGUACAAGAAGACUUUGCCAGAGACAGUAUCCGAAAUGCAACAGAUAUGCAGAAAAGCAAAGGAAGUUGAAAAUGAAGAGAGGCCAUCAGAUAUCCAGAUUAAACACACUAAGUUUUAG